Sturnus vulgaris (Common starling) is the source of this 3140-nucleotide messenger RNA. It is a transcript of the gene DTX3L, whose product is annotated as deltex E3 ubiquitin ligase 3L. NCBI's taxonomy places the organism in Eukaryota, Metazoa, Chordata, Aves, Passeriformes, Sturnidae. Gene Ontology annotation, biological process: protein ubiquitination; Notch signaling pathway. The record is from RefSeq and is a predicted model, not a curated record.
AUGGCGGCGGCGCCGCUGCUGGUGCGGCUCAGCCCGGCGCCCGCCGCCGGAGAGAAGGUGAACCUCAAACUCCAGUCGUACUUCCAGUCGGGAAAGCGGUCGGGGGGCGGCGAGUGCAACGUGCGCGCCGGCCCCAAGCCCGGCACCUACUGGGUAGAGUUCUUUAAGGAGCAAGACAGGAAGAGUGUGGAGUCCCGCACGAAACACACCUUGGAACUGGCUGGAAAAUGCGUGGAGAUAGUCAUCCUGCGGAGAGAAGGGGACCCGGGCCAGAGCCGGGUGACAGCACAGGCUUCUGCCAGCUCCAGCGACAUCGCUGCCAGCCCUGCCCUGCCCCAGCAGGAGCAGCAGGACAACGGUGGCCAUGGGGCCACAGCAAAGGAAGACCUUACCAAAAAGAUAUUUCUUACAGUAUCUGCUACUUUGAAUACCAGUAUGUUCACUGAAGACCAAAGGGAGAAAAUUACCAUUAUGUGUCCAAACUUAAAGAGAGAAGGAAACCCUGGCAUGGAUGGCUCUGAGAAAUUGACAGGAGAUUUUACAGAUAUUGAAAAAGCUUAUCACUACUUUGAGGAUAUCCUUGCAGGCAAAGACCCAAACCAUGAUUUUUCACAUUCUGAAUGUAAGAAUGGUUUGAAAGAUGAAAAUGGCCUGAAUAGUGAAGAAAUGAAUGAGUUUACAGUUGUGACAGCUCUCUAUGAGUAUUUUAGUCAUACCCGCAAAGAAGAAAUCGAAGAACUAUACAAAAGGUUUGGAGCAUGUCUAAGAAUUAAAGGUCAUGACGAGGAUAACACAUUUAUAUACAUCUCUUCUGAUGAAAGUCCUGCAUUGUUACAAAAAGCUAGUGAUUUUUUUAUCAAAACUUUUCAGGAAACUACAAAAGAUCUGACACAGGAAAAAGUUCCCAUAACAAACAGUUACAGAUUAAAAGAGACAAUAAUGAAAUUAAAUGGAAGGUUUAGAAAUCUUCUUGUUAAAGAGGAAGGGAAUCAGUUGCUACUCCGUGGUCCAGGGAGUGAGGUUUUAGCUGCCCGAAAAUUUCUAGCAGAGGAAGGUGAGAACAACCAAGCUGAAAAGAAUAUGAAAAUAUUGUCUGAAUGGUACAAACACAGGAAUGGAAUUGAAGUAGAUGCUUCUGUAUUUAAAUUGUUGGAAACCGUGUUAAGCACAGAAAUUGAAAACAUAAAUCACAAAUUUGAUACAUUGGUAGAAAUAAAAGAGGAUUCAUAUGGCCAGAAGGUCAUAAUAUUUAGGCCUAAACCCAAAACUUCUGAUAUGUCAUCACAUGCUACUGAAAGUUUCAUCAAUGCAUAUCAGAGUGCUUCUGCAAUGUUAAAAAAAAAAAUCAUCAGCAUGAAGCUUUCAGAAGAUCAGAAGAAAAUUUUAAAUAAGCUACUUAAUGCUAAGAAAUUUGAGGAUUUUAAUGUAAAACUUCAGAAGAAUGAAGAUAAGUUAAUCAUAAGUGGUUUACCAGACCAUCUUUAUUCUGCUGAAAAGUACAUGAAGGGCCUUCUUAACAUUGAAGACUCAACACAAACUAAAAAUAGGGCACCACUGUCCUCUAGUAUCAGCUCUCAAGAAGCUACAGGAGCAUCUAAGAAGUCCGGUGUUAGGCAAAAGAAUAAUCUUUCUUCUGAAGGAAAAACUCAGGCAAAGACAGAAGAAAACGAAGAAGAUAAGUGUCCAAUUUGCAUGGACAGAAUUAAAAAUAAAGAAACACUAGAGAAGUGCAAACAUGCAUUUUGCAAAACUUGCAUUGACAGAGCCAUGACUUAUAAACAAGCUUGUCCUGUUUGUAAUUCUGUCUGUGGAGUCAUGACAGGAAACCAACCAGAGGGAACAAUGUCAACUGAAACAUUGAGUUUCUCUCUUCCUGGUUAUCCCAAUUGUGGCACUAUUCAAAUUAACUAUGAUAUGAAGGGUGGUGUCCAAACUAGCAGCCAUCCAAACCCAGGGCUGUAUUAUAGGCCAGCUCGCCGAACAGCAUAUUUACCUGACAAUAAAGAGGGACGAGAAAUUCUGCAGCUCCUCAAAAGGGCCUUUAAGCAAAAAUUGAUUUUCACAGUGGGGCAGUCACGUACUACUGGUGCACAAAGUGUUAUCACGUGGAACGAUAUUCACCACAAAACUUCUAUGACCGGAGGACCUACCCAGUUUGGUUACCCGGAUUCUUCUUAUCUGCAGCGUGUUCGAUCAGAAUUGAAAGCAAAAGGAAUUGAAUAAGGAAAUCUAUCAACUCUCAACUUUUAAGUAUAAUGACUGACCAUACAGCAGUUAAUGUAUUGUUCAAGCUCUGAGGGAAGUUACUUUGUUUAACUGAUUUAAAUGAUUUGUUUAAAUUGUUUCUAUUUCAUAGUUAGCUGAGAAGUAAUCUUUUCUCAUCAAACAAUGUAUGUUCUUUUCACAAAUCAUUUACUUCCCUAUAUAUGUAGCCUUUACAGAAUUUGGUUCUUUUGAAUACAGUAUCAGUACUGUUUGCACUUUGUAGAUCUUGCUUUACUGGCAAAUCUGAUCUGCACUUUCCCCCACAAGUCUCCAGUCUGCUUUACAAAACCUUUAAAUCCACUACUGGCUUUUAUUAGCUGAAACACUUCUCCUAGCUUUGCGUUAUGAUAUCUGUCAGCACGGCUAGAAUCAUGUAACCCAUCUAAUGGAAAAUGUUUAUGCAGCUCUGACAGUGUUAGCUAUGAUAAGGCUGUGGACUUUUGCUUCUUUUCAUGGUAGAAAUGGCCUUAGUGAUUUGGGUUUUGCACGUGAAAUUAGCCAUGGAUCAUGUACAAGUGGGUACAUGGAUGCUACUGUAUUUUUAGCUCUGCGAAGUGCUGAAUGCUGAGAGCUGCGUUCGACCAAACAGGAAGUAACAGUGUCUGUGGCCAUAUCUGAUAGUGGGCUCCUGGUUCUGUGCCUGCCAUUGGGCUUAAACUUAAAUACAACUUUAAUUUUUUUUCAUUUUCUCAACUGUAAAGCUGUAUUCUUUCAAUUGCAUCCAAUAUAGGUUUAAAUUGUAUCAUAAAACUACUCUGCAGUGCAUAAAUAACCUGCUAAUUACCUGUGUGGUGGUAUGUCACACACAUAGACAUCAUUUUUAGUGACUUGAACCAUUUCUCUAAGGCUACUGAGCACAACUAAUAAAGAAAAUA